Cinclus cinclus is the source of this 1343-nucleotide messenger RNA. It is a transcript of the gene FBXO8, whose product is annotated as F-box protein 8. The record is from RefSeq and is a predicted model, not a curated record. Bases 177 to 1136 code for a protein of 319 amino acids. Gene Ontology annotation, molecular function: guanyl-nucleotide exchange factor activity; protein binding. The transcript has 6 exons. NCBI's taxonomy places the organism in Eukaryota, Metazoa, Chordata, Aves, Passeriformes, Cinclidae. Gene Ontology annotation, biological process: regulation of ARF protein signal transduction.
GGGGCGGCGGCGGCGGCGGCGGGCUCGGCCUCCCUGCCGAGGCUCCUUCCCUGGCCCUGCCCGCCCGUCCCCGCCGCCGGGCCCGCGCAGCCCCUCCCGCCCGGCGCGACCCUCGCACGCAGGCGGGCCGGGCUCGUCGCGGCGGCGGUUGGAGCCGAGCUGGCACAGGCUCGCAGAUGGGUCAGGGACUCUGGAGAAUUGCUAGAAACCAGCAAUUGCAGCAGCAAGGAUACAGUGGACAAGGCUAUCUCACCAGAGAGCAUGGUAGGAGGAUACCUGCUAACAGUGUUUCCAAUACAAGCCAUCGGAAGCAAGCCCAGGGAGGCAUUGACAUUUACCACCUGCUGAAGACAAGAAAAUCUAAAGAGCAAGAAGGAUUCAUUAACCUGGAAAUGUUGCCACCAGAGCUUAGUUUUACCAUUUUGUCAUACCUGAAUGCAACUGAUCUCUGUCUAGCAUCAUGUGUCUGGCAGGAUCUUGCUAAUGAUGAGCUCCUCUGGCAAGGGUUGUGCAAAUCCACUUGGGGUCACUGUUCUAUAUACAAUAAGAAUCCGCCUCUAGGAUUUUCUUUUAGAAAAUUGUAUAUGCAGCUAGAUGAGGGCAGUCUCACCUUUAAUGCCAACCCUGAUGAGGGAGUCCACUACUUUAUGUCCAAAGGCAUACUAGAUGAUUCACCGAAAGAAAUAGCUAAAUUUAUCUUUUGCACAAGAACACUGAAUUGGAAGAAGCUGAGAAUCUACCUUGACGAAAGGAGAGAUGUUUUGGAUGACCUUGUGACGCUGCACAACUUCAGAAAUCAGUUCUUGCCAAAUGCACUGAGAGAGUUCUUCAGACACAUCCAUGCUCCUGAGGAGCGUGGGGAGUACCUUGAAACUCUCAUAACAAAGUUCUCUCACAGAUUCUGUGCUUGUAAUCCUGAUUUGAUGAGAGAGCUUGGCCUUAGCCCUGAUGCAGUGUAUGUACUGUGUUACUCUUUGAUUCUACUUUCGAUUGAUCUAACAAGCCCUCACGUGAAGAACAAAAUGUCAAAGAGAGAAUUCAUCCGAAAUACGCGACGAGCUGCACAGAAUAUUAGUGAAGAUUUUGUAGGGCACCUUUAUGACAACAUCUACCUUAUUGGCCACGUGGCUGCCUAAAAGCACAAUUUGCUAGCACUUAAAAUUUGUAAUUUUCAAAAACUGCAUCAAUUCAAGAUAUUAAUUAUUUUGUAGAGAUGGGGGUUAUUUUAGUGCUGGUCAUUCUAACCUCUGUAUGCAAUCAAAGUUUGUGUGUGUAAGUGUGUGUAUGUGUAAACUACCUUUUCUAUCUAUUUACUGUGGGAACAGAAGGAUUUUUUUUAGUUU